AGCGUAGCUAGCUAAUAGCUAACAUGAUUAAUUUGGAAAAUAAUAAUAAUACAUUUUACAUCAGCUAUAUAUCCUAAAACUGUAUUUACUAGAAGAAGAUACAAAUUGAAAAACUGCAUUUUACAAGCUUCUUCCUCAUUCAGUGGGGUCAGAGUUCAGUAAAUAUUGGUGAUGUCAUGGUCUGAAGAUGGCUGAAGGAGAAAGCUGUGACGGUUGGUGGGGAGGAUGGCUUCAACAAAGCUUCCAGGCCGUUAAAGAUAAGUCAUCAGAAGCAUACGAAUUUAUAAAGCGUGACCUCACAGAGUUCUCCAACGUGGUGCAACAUGACGCUGCGUGCUCCAUCGUGGCCACAGCAAGCGCCGUUAGAAGCAAACUAGCGGUGGAGGGCUCCUCUGAUACCACAGAGAAGGUGAAGAAGAGCCUAUCCAGUUUCUUAGGAGUGAUAACAGACACCCUCGCUCCUCCCCAGGACAUGACCAUCGACUGUGAUGUCAUCACGCUAGUGGCAACUCCAGCAGGCACCACAGAGGUGUAUGACAGCACCAAGGCUCGUCUCUACAGUCUGCAGGCUGACCCUGCUACAUACUGCAAUGAGCCUGAUGGUUCCCUAGAGCAGUUUGAUGCGUGGCUCUCCAGCUUCAGCCUGGAGGAGAGGAAAGGAGAGAUCUCUGACCUCCUGGUCAACACACCCUCUAUCAGGGCCCUUUACACCAGAAUGGUGCCAGCAGCUGUAGCCCAUUCUGAAUUCUGGCAGCGGUAUUUCUACAAAGUCUUUCAGUUGGACCAGGAGGAGGCCAGGCGAGUGGCCUUGAAGCAGAGAGCAGAGCAGACUUCCCACACAGAGGCUCUGGGCUGGGAGGAGGAGGAGGAUGAAGAUGACUUCCUUGGCGCCACGUCUUCAUCUCGCCUGGACUUCACGCCCCCAUUGGACGACCCUGCUACCCAGCUGUCCCCACUUACACCAGUCACAAUGGCGACGACCCCACUCAGCCCCAUCCCGUCUCCGAGCGGGGAGCGCUCCUCUGCUCUCUCCCUGAGCAGCGACAGCGGCAGCCUGCCCACCCAGGUGGAGGUGAGACCAGCCAGGCCACAGCCUGCAGUCGUGGAGCUGUCCCAGAAACUCAACAAGGCCAGCCUGGAGGAGAAAGAGCCAGAGGGGCAGCAGGAGGAGGAGAAGAGGGUUCAGUUAGAGGCCCCAGCCCAGCCUGAGCCCACAGAGAAGGCUACAGCUGAGAGAUUAACAGUCCAGGCCCCAGCUACCACAGUCCAGGCCCCAGCUACCACCAUCAGACCAGAGACCGAGGGGCCCCAGGACCUGAGGGUGUUUGAGCUCAACUCUGACAGCGGGAAGUCUACACCUUCAAACAAUGGCAAGAAAGGGUCCAGCACAGAUGUCAGUGAGGACUGGGAGAAGGACUUUGAUCUGGACAUGACAGAAGACGAGGUCCAGAUGGUGCUCUCUAGAGUUGAGGCUACAGGAGAGCUGGAGGAGGACUGGGAGAACUGGAACUGAUGAUUGCUGUGGCGUACUGUUUCUAUCCCGCCAUUAAAGCGAAUUCUCGGCAGACGAACCAUGCUUAACGUGUUUUACCUCUGUCCACGCCGUCACCGUGUCACGUUUGUUCGUAGGGGAAUGUCCCUUUGGUUUGGACCAUGUUGCUGAAGGCGCUAGCAUAGCAAUGGCAAUCCAAGACAAUACGAUUAGAGCCAAGGCACCAUCAGCUGUCAGUUUGUGCAUAUAGGUUUCAAUGCUGAUUUACUCUUGUCUUUUUGGUUAUUUCUUGAAAGCUGCUCCCUCUCUAUCUUCUGAAAUGCCAUUAAGUACAUGUAAAUUGUUGCUAGUGAGCUUCUUCAAAGUUAUGAGUGGCGGGAAUUAUUACUUCACUUUUGGCUGAAGAAUAGCCAUUAAACUGUAACGCUGCCUAUCACCUUUCAUGAGAUGAAAUUCUUCAUGUGAUUUAUUGAAUGGUGAAUAUAUUGAUUUAAACUUUGAAAAAAGAAACUAACUCAUCUAUCUUAUGCAAGUGAAUAUUCAUAAGGGAACAUAUUUUGGCCUUUAUAGAGAGCAUUCAUUUUGGAUUCACUCCCAACCCCAGAUACAUAUGACCUUGACAGACGAUUGAUAGUGUGGUCAAGAUAUCCAAAUGUUUUGUCACACAUUUGCCAUUCUGUCUGUUUUCAUCCCUGCCCUGCUAAGUAAUUGACCUGAACAUAUCAGCUCUUCUGUGACCUCCAGGGGCCACGUUUCCGCUUUAUUUCCUGUCUCUGCUACAAUAAUCUAUUAUUCGAUCAGUCCAUGUCUAAUAUUAUUCUGGAUGGGUAAGGAUCUCAUUUAUUGUCAAUCGUCAAAAGAGAAGAUGAUAAUGACGCAAUAAAGAGGCUGCAAAAUG
Oncorhynchus keta (chum salmon) is the source of this 2390-nucleotide messenger RNA. RefSeq names its product BSD domain-containing protein 1-like. Gene Ontology annotation, cellular component: cytoplasm. Bases 188 to 1513 code for a protein of 441 amino acids. The record is from RefSeq and is a predicted model, not a curated record. Lineage: Eukaryota; Metazoa; Chordata; Actinopteri; Salmoniformes; Salmonidae. The transcript is spliced from 11 exons.